This is a messenger RNA of Puma concolor (puma), 1197 nucleotides long. It is a transcript of the gene POLR3D, whose product is annotated as RNA polymerase III subunit D. Gene Ontology annotation, biological process: tRNA transcription by RNA polymerase III. The record is from RefSeq and is a predicted model, not a curated record. Gene Ontology annotation, cellular component: RNA polymerase III complex. Lineage: Eukaryota; Metazoa; Chordata; Mammalia; Carnivora; Felidae. Gene Ontology annotation, molecular function: DNA binding.
AUGUCGCAAGGAAACGCCGCAGGCGAGCCGAGUGGUCCGGGAGGGCCCCGACCCCUCCUCUCUGGGGCCCGGGGGCUUAUCGGGCGGAGGCCGGCCCCUCCACUUACCCCAGGUCGUCUUCCCUCCAUCCGCUCCAGGGACCUCACCCUCGGAGGAGUUAAGAAGAAAACCUUCACCCCAAAUAUCAUCAGUCGGAAAAUCAAGGAAGAGCCCAAGGAAGAAGUAACCAUCAAGAAGGAGAAGCGUGACAGGGAUAGAGACCGGCAGCGAGAGGGGCAUGGACGGGGGCGGGGCCGCCCAGAAGUGAUCCAGUCCCACUCCAUCUUUGAGCAGGGCCCAGCUGAAAUGAUGAAGAAAAAGGGGAACUGGGAUAAGACAGUGGAUGUGUCAGACAUGGGGCCCUCUCAUAUCAUCAACAUCAAAAAAGAGAAGAGGGAGACAGAUGAAGAAACGAAACAGAUCCUGCGCAUGCUGGAGAAGGAUGAUUUCAUCGAUGACCCUGGGCUGAGGAAUGACACUCGAAACAUGCCUGUUCAGCUGCCGCUGGCUCACUCCGGAUGGCUUUUCAAGGAAGAGAAUGAAGAACCAGAUGUUAAGCCUUGGCUGGGUGGCCCCAAGGAAGAGGACAUGGAGGUGGAUGUACCUGCUGUGAGAGUGAAAGAGGAGCCCCGGGAUGAGGAGGAGGAGGCCAAGAUGAAGGUUCCUCCCAGAACAGCCAGAAAGACCCCAAGCCUUCCAAAGGACGUAUCUGUGGCAGAGCUGCUCAGGGAGCUGAGCCUCACCCAGGAUGAAGAGUUGCUGUUUCUUCAGCUGCCAGACACACUCCCUGGUCAGCCGCCUACCCAGGACAUCAAGCCUAUCAAGACCGAAGUGCAGAGCGAGGAUGGACAGAUGGUGGUUAUAAAGCAGGAGAAAGACCGGGAAGCCAGGCUGGCAGAGAAUGCUUGUACCCUGGCUGACCUGACAGAGGGUCAGGUUGGCAAGCUGCUCAUCCGCAAGUCAGGGAAGGUGCAGCUCCUCCUGGGCAAGGUGACUCUAGAUGUAACGAUGGGAACCACCUGCUCCUUUCUGCAGGAGCUGGUGUCCGUGGGCCUUGGAGACAGUAGGACGGGUGAGAUGACAGUCCUGGGACACAUAAAGCACAAACUUGUAUGUUCCCCCGAUUUUGAGUCCCUCUUGGAUCACAAACACCGGUAA